Diutina rugosa is the source of this 3783-nucleotide messenger RNA. RefSeq lists its product as uncharacterized. The coding region runs from base 1 to 3783 and encodes 1260 amino acids. The transcript has a single exon. The record is from RefSeq and is a predicted model, not a curated record. NCBI's taxonomy places the organism in Eukaryota, Fungi, Ascomycota, Pichiomycetes, Serinales, Debaryomycetaceae.
AUGGACUGUCCCAGUCCCCUCCCAGUGUUCCGCUGCGACCUGGCGUUGGACCGGGCCGCCGAGCAGUUCCGCCCCGGCCAUUUACAGCCAGCCGAUCUCGCGAGAAUGACCCCCGUGAUGGAGAAGAUCCAGACUCAACACUAUGGUAACCUGAAACCACGAGUGGUGUCGAUGCCGGAAUCAGUACCAUUGAACAAAUUGAAACAUGGGGACCAGGGGUAUCGAGUUUCACCGGAACCACUGACGACACCCCCGGCGCCGGAAGUGACGGAAAAAGUGAAACCAGCCAAACCGGCCGAAAAAGCUUUGCCCCAACUACCAAAACUGCCGGUGAAUCGACCGACGCUGGCGGCCGUCGACUUGGCCACAUUUAUCGAUAAGCGCCACUUCACCCAGACGCCAGCGCCCGUCGCCCCCCUCGGGCUCCCGCCGCAGUGUCGGUGCAGGUGUCAGCAAGGGGCGCCGCACGCAAUCGCGCUGGCAUCGCCGCCAGUGCGCACGGCGGCUCCUGCACCUAGUCGGUUGCCGACGACGACGGCUCAACCAGCCACCGGUCGUAUAAGUGAAACACCAGGUGAAACCAGCGGUGAAACGUGUGCUGAAACCUAUGCUGAUACCGCCAUGCCGUUGUUAUGGAAAAAACACCGCCAUGGCCCCAUUGACAACAACACCACCCAUCCACACAAACCCCACCAUUUCUUCCCCCUGAAGCCGUUUCUGAACGACGACCGUGACUCCGUUGACGAUAACCCCAGCUGGAGUCCUCCGAGGCAAUCCCCCAUUGAGGCACCAGUGAUUGCCAUUGAUCCACCAUACCACGAGAAAUUGCCGCCAAAUGAGCUCCUGGCGGUCCCCGAAUUAAACCGGCUGCCUGCCUACGACUCUCAAAUGCCUCAGGAUUAUUAUUAUCCCGAUAAUUAUCUCUAUCCGGCCCUGAUACUGGACCUGUAUGAUGCUUCUUUAAGGGGCCAUUUUAAUGGUCUGUCCCUCGGUCCGUGGAUUGGCGGUGGCGGUGACCAGUACCUGCUUCGAGGCCUGUCCUCAAUUAAUGGCUACCAGCCGCUGUUGACGCUGUAUAUCAACUACUACCAGUAUUAUCAGGGGUAUGCUGAUCUGUGUCAAGAACUGGCCUAUCUGCCAUCAGUGGAUACUCACGGCAGGAGACGAUUACAAGUACCCCUGGCAUUACGUCAUAUUCAUGAAGAGGACACUGCUGAAGAGGAAACUGUCGAUAACGAAACCGUUGAGGAGGAAGCCAUUGAAGAGGAAGUACGGGAAGACGUUAAAGAGGUAGGGGUGGCUCGCCUGCAUCUGGUAGCCACCUCCACUAUACUGUUCCAACCCCCACAAGGCCCCCCACCGGAACUACGCGAUGACGAUAGCUAUAAACGUGGUUUCGGUAACCUGCCUUCGCGUACCCCUUAUCGCGUCCGCCUGAUGGUCCUGCCCCCUCCAGCAACACAACGGUCAAUGGUCAAUGUGCCGAAACCGUCAUCGCCUCAACAACGGCUGGUGCUGCUGCCCGAAUACUACCAAGAUCACGUGGUUAAUGAACAGUAUCCCCAGUCUCCUGAAGCAUUUGACUAUCAUGGGGCUCGGUUAUAUUACCAGGUCCAACUUGAACGUCAGGCCCAGCAGGCUAUGCCUCAGGGUAUGCCCCAGUCACGCUCGAUGCCUCAGUUCCCGUCAACUCAGUCCAUGCCCCAGCCAAUGCUUCAACCAAGUCAUCUUACUUAUAUCCCUAAUCCCGCUGAACCGCCUCAACCGCCUCACGUUUACCAACCGCUACCGCCUACGGCUCACGACCUCGCUGCUGCUUCUGGUCAGUACCCUACUUUGGAGACUCCUCAAAUCUCAGGUGAGCCAACACCUCCUGCUCCACCCCAGCACCCCCACGUGCCUGAACCUCGUGAACUUGCGGAGAUGCUCACUUGUCCCCCGCUGCCGGAUGUGAAUCUCCCUCAUCAACCUCACGAAUAUAAACGUAUGGCCAUUCCUAAAGAGGCACCAAUACCAGAGGAAGGAGAACCAAACCCGAGAGAUGAAGUACCGUUUGAUCAAUUGCCGGCUCCGCUUGAGUAUAUUCAAGAGUAUCAACAGCAAACGGCACCGGUUAGAGAGCCAGCAGUGUACUCGUUCAAACCUCCACUGGGUGAUGACGAUGGUAGUACCGAACAGAGACGUCACCUUCUGGACCUGAUGCUUGGGCCAGCAAGUCGUCAACCUCAAACUCAACAGUACCGUCAGCCCUACGAGCCUGAUUACGAUUACACCUACAACUCUGACGAGGAAGAUGAACCGUUGAAACCUAAACUGCGGUUAGACCCCAAGCGUGAACUGGUGGAACAAUUCCUUAAACGAAACGGUAUGGAUACGUUAGAGAAUAUUUUGGACAAAUACGUCAACCUGUCGGAUAAUCUGAUCCGGUCAGUGAGUGCUCCCGUGACCGUGGAUAGAGACUUACCUCCAAUUCCUGAACCACCACAACAGCCAUCGAUCCAAGUGAGGGUACUGAAACAUGCACCAACUUCCCAGUUACUGGAAUCACCCGUGGUCGCAUUAAAGCAACGCCAACAAGUACGGUUUGACCCUAAUCCUCCACCAGUACAUUAUGCUCGCCGUCAUAGCGAACUGGGACUGGAAGUCUCGCUGAUGCAACUGCCUCAGGUGGUACAAAAGGCACAAAUGGCGCAAAGGAAAAGUCAACCUGAGGAGAUUACCGAUGAAUCACCUCCCCCAGCGGUUAUCACCACUGACGCCACUGCUCCUGAAGCCGCUACUGCUCCUCCCAAGUCGUCGUAUAAUGACUUCUAUAAAGGCGGCAAACAACAGCAACAACAACAGCAACAACAGCCUCCAGCCCAACGGAAGAGUAUUUUCGCUAAGCUCGUCCCUGCUCCGAAACGUACGCUGAUGAUUGAAGAAGAAGAGGAGUUCCCCCUACUGCCAGUUGAUGGAGACCUUCGAGCGGCUCAGGCUCAGGUGGAGGCAAUUGCCCGUGCUCAAGCUCAGGCCCAGGCUCAAGCGAGAGGACAAGCCCAAGCCCACGCUGCCGCCCAAACUCAAACUAAAGCUCAGCAGUUCCAAGCACAAGCACAGGCGAAAGCUCACGGCCAGGCGUUAGCUCACGCUCAAGAACAACGAAUGGAAGCGCAACAACAACCAGUGAAGCCACCAGUUCAAUCAAAACAGGCUCAACCAGCUCCACGUCAACCUCAAUCUCCAGCUCCAAUGAAGAGUCAGGCAGAAGCGGAAGCGGAGGCGCGAGCUCAGAGAGAGGCUAACGGGGGGUUCAAGCUGGCAGGAGGGUUUAAGCUGAUGGGUACCGCGUUUAAAAAGCUGUCUCUGGGAGGUGGACUUGUCAAUAUAAUUCGCAACCGCUUCUCAGGACAAUUCAGUUCUGAAAGGCAGACGACUGCUCCUGCUCCUAUUGCUGCUCCUGCUGCUCCAGUUUCCGCUGUUGCUGCUGUAUUUGCUCCUGGUCCUUCUGCUACUUCUACGGCUCCUCUUACAAAUGCCCCUGCUCCUGCUCCCUCUGCUGCACCGGGACCGGUGAAGAUCAAGGGUAUUCACCAUGGGCCAGCACCAAAGAAUCGUUACUAUCCUAAUCGAGCUGAUACCACUACAAACGGAGUACCGCCACCAGUACCACCGAAAACGCUCGACCCGUUGCUGGAUAAAAAGAUUCCACCACCACAAAUGAUUGCUGAGGCCUUCGCCCACGAUGACGACGAUGUCAGCCUCUUAAUGUGCCGCACCCAAGCGUUGCGUCUUAAUAACUAG